AUGACCAAGAAACGCUGGUUCCGCUUCGAUGGACGUCCACUAGCUUCGCUGCGGGUGCCGGAAGACGCCGAAGACGUUGGCGAUCUCUGCGACGCAUUGCUCCAGCAGUUGAAGCUGCCCUGGGCUAAGACAGCAGCGCUCAAGGUGUACACCAACGCGGCCUACAACAGAGGAGAAAGACUGGGGCUCCAUAUAAAGCUGGGUGCUAUUGGAGAAGACCCGGCUGAUCCGUUCAUCGUCGAAUUGUCGCGGAUCUGGUUCCAGCUAGUAUCUAGUAGUCCUGGCGGCGCUGCGUUCAAGAACACCUAUCCAGACGCGGCGCUUGCACCUGAAGGGAGUACAAUGAGUCACGUGCUGGAGACGAUCUUCGGUGAGAGUGGCGGCAUUCUAGACGGCCUCUCGACAUCUCAGCAUGUGGCUUAUGAGAGCCGUAACGCUAAGACGCCUUUGGAGAGAGAUGCAGCGGCCGGCGCCUCUGGAAGAGCCGAGAACGCUCCGCUUAUUGUGGUAGUGCGGCAGCCUCACGAAAGAGUGUGGCACCUUUCCAUCGACCAAAAGUAUGUUGGCGCCAUCCAGCAGUACAAGGAAGUCGCUCAUCUUCUGAAAGAUUCACCGGAAGUGAAGACAAUAGAGAGUGUGACCGAGAACUUCACAGCGUCAGGAACGAAUCGUUUCAUUGUGUUGGAGAAUUCCUCGGGGACGGGGAAGACGCAGAUGGCCUUCAACUUGGAAGCCAAUGGCGUGUAUGACGUGUUCUAUGUGCUCAGCACCUACGGCUUGACCGGUAUUCGUGGGCCGCAAGGCCCGCCGGCCUCCGCGUGA
Phytophthora sojae is the source of this 822-nucleotide messenger RNA. RefSeq lists its product as hypothetical. The record is from RefSeq and is a predicted model, not a curated record. The transcript has a single exon. Bases 1 to 822 code for a protein of 273 amino acids. NCBI's taxonomy places the organism in Eukaryota, Oomycota, Peronosporomycetes, Peronosporales, Peronosporaceae.